AUGUACAAGACGUUGCGCUAUCUCCUUUUCGAGAAUAUACUGAAGAUUCGUCAAAACGGAGGCAAAGUUGUCUACAUACAACAGGUCAAACCUUUGCACGGACGAGUGAUCUGUAUGGUGUUCAUACUAUCUUUCUUUGUGGCGUACAUGGCGAUUACUCUGUCACCACUGGCGUCUGUACACUUCUGUGCAGCUCACUUUUUCUUCUACUUUGGGAGAGCACCUCUUUAUCCAUUCAUCUCGUGGCUAAAUCAACUAUCCAACUAUUUGAUUGGCAUUGUGAACGUGACGGCUUAUACUAUUAUGUUCACCACAAUGUUCAUCAAAGGAAGUCUUACCUUCAAAACCAACAGUGAAAUAAGAAUGACGGCGCAGGCCGCAGUUGUGUCUGUGUUCGAGUUGAUGUUCUUUGUCUACUGGGAAUAUGUGCCAAGUGUUGUCUUGCCGGACUUCUGGCGACGUGCAGUGGACGGCUACUCUAUACUCAUUUAUUACGACGUUCUCAUCUUACCUUACAUGAUAUUUAACAAAAGUAUAAAAACAGAGAUGAAGAAGCUCUUCUGCAAGGACAAUUCCACGACACCGCUCGUGGUAUCCCUGGAACGACCAAAGGGCCUGCAACGUCAAAGUAUUUGA
Ostertagia ostertagi is the source of this 636-nucleotide messenger RNA. The record is from the annotation of a GenBank genome assembly. NCBI's taxonomy places the organism in Eukaryota, Metazoa, Nematoda, Chromadorea, Rhabditida, Trichostrongylidae.